AUGGCAUCGUCAAUCUCCCUCUCCCUCUCCACGCUUUAUACAUCACAAACUCGACAUCAUGUUUCUAACAUCCAUCAUCGCCUCCGCAGCUGGGACAAGCUCUACACCGCCGAACUCACAAACCACGCCGCCAACCCUUCCGACACCGGCACAAACUGGUUCGACGACUCCGACGCAGAGGGCCGCAUCGUCGCCUUCCUCGACGCCCUCACCGAAGACGACCAGGAACUCCUCCAGAGCCCGCUGUCCAAGGAGAGCGCCGCGCUGAUGGAUCUCGGGUGCGGCAACGGCGAGCUGCUGUUUGCGCUGAGGGACGACGGGUGGCAAGGGCAGAUGCUGGGCGUGGACUACAGCGCGCAGAGCGUCGCCUUGGCGAAGAGCAUCGGCGAGACGAGGGACGCUCAAGAGGAACAAGAACAAACCGAAGACGCGGAAAAGACCCCGUCCGUCCGCUUCCUCGAAUGGGACCUCCUCGCCGGUCCGCUCUCCGCCUCCGACGCCUCCUCCCCGCUGUCCUUUGCCCCCUCCGAAGCCCUCUUCGACAUCAUCCUCGACAAGGGCACCUUUGACGCAAUCAGCCUGUCCGCAGCAUCCUCCGAAACAAACCCCUGCGAGACGUACCGCAAGCGUCUCCUGCAGCUGCUCAACCCCCAUGGCGGCGUCUUCCUCGUCACGAGCUGCAACUGGACCGAGCCCGAGCUGCGGAGCUGGUUCGAGGAAGACGAGGAUGGGGAGCUGCGCGUCGUCGGCAGGGUCGAGUAUCCGACGUUUACCUUUGGCGGCGUCAAAGGCCAGACGAUUACGACGCUGUGCUUUAGGAGGGGGAAGGGCGUGAGCGAGUGA
This is a messenger RNA of Trichoderma aggressivum f. europaeum, 843 nucleotides long. RefSeq lists its product as uncharacterized. Gene Ontology annotation, cellular component: cytoplasm. Bases 1 to 843 code for a protein of 280 amino acids. Gene Ontology annotation, molecular function: protein-lysine N-methyltransferase activity. The record is from RefSeq and is a predicted model, not a curated record. The transcript has 2 exons. Lineage: Eukaryota; Fungi; Ascomycota; Sordariomycetes; Hypocreales; Hypocreaceae.